Messenger RNA from Aspergillus sclerotioniger CBS 115572, 1319 nucleotides. RefSeq lists its product as uncharacterized. NCBI's taxonomy places the organism in Eukaryota, Fungi, Ascomycota, Eurotiomycetes, Eurotiales, Aspergillaceae. The record is from RefSeq and is a predicted model, not a curated record. The transcript is spliced from 2 exons. Bases 82 to 1188 code for a protein of 368 amino acids.
CGCACGACGUGGGUCCCUCUCACAAAGCUUCAUAUAUUCGAUAUAAUAUAGAUAUAGAUAUUGCCCAGUCCUACGCAAAUCAUGGAUCCCUUCCAACGCCUCCCCGUCGAAAUCAUCAAGUCGAUCGUCCAUCAUAUCCCGGAUUUCGUCGGCGUAGAAAGUCUGCUAUUAGUAUCAGCCCGAGUAAAGGCUGUCUUUCAAUAUGACCCUUGCGCGGUUGACCUGGACGACCUUCUCGCAUCGACUUACCUUCUAGCGAUGCCCGACGUUCCAAGCACCUUCCGCCAUGUUGCCCUGAUCCACCGCCAAUCAGUCAGCGCCAGUAGUGACGAUGGGGACAUUGAGUCAGCAUCCGAGAACAGUCCCAUGGGCAGCGCAACUCUAUUACAUAUGAUCCACACCGCAGCGCAGAUCCAACGUCAAGCAUGCGCCUGCCUACUUACCAUGCGGCGCAAGUUCUGCACCUCAGUUGAAACCCACUUGGCUACAUCGAUAGUCAACGAGGACUUUGCGGGCCCCUUCUCAUUCAUCGAAGAAUGCCGAGCUUACUGGGCUCUAUGGCACCUGCGCCACUACUCCGAUCUGCAUAAACUCGCACGAGAACGCAUCAAUUCUCCCGACAACACCAAAAUAAUCCAAAAACUGAAAACAUACGCCAGCUGGAACGGCCCCACUGCCCUUCAUUACCGUGCUGAGGAGAUCUGGGCCAUCGCAGCGACUCUGUCCGAUUUGGGUCUAUAUGCAUCUCAGCAAAAGGAACCCUCCCAGGAUCGCUUGAGUCGCCCACCAAGGGUACCAUUGCCUCUGUUUACAUCAUUCCAAUUUCCUCCUCAGGCCGAGAAUCACCCGGUAUGGUGUCCGCCUCCAGUGCCGGAACAUACAACGGUCAAUGAGGCCUGGGAUCGGAUUGUGCGGCACCCGGAAGAUUCGUCUCGGGGGACGUUGUUUUACCACCAACUACUCAGUAUACUUCAGGUGUAUGGACUUGCCAGCCCUGCUAUACAGGAUAUGCCGCCAUUUCGACGUCUUGGGGUUUUCAUCUGGGAUUGCUGGCGGCUUUACUCGGCUGGCUUGAAGUUUAUCACCGAGAAUAUCCCGGCUCCGAAUGGGGGGGUUGUUCAAGCCAUGCAUAUUGAUCAAAAAAGAGUCUAUGAGAUGCAGGCGAAUUGGUUGGCAUUGAGGGGCUAGACCUGUGACUACUGCACUGGACACUUAGUAUCUAGAUGAGCCGCUUGGCAUGCCGCUAGUUCACGUUAUGAUCGAUCAAUACAGAGCAAUACCACUAUACUGACGGCUCGGCGCCUGUCUUUAGUAAGCGG